UAAAACAUUUCUAGAAUUAUUAUCUUUCUUACGUUUCUACUAGGUUUAGGAGAUUUGAUCUCUAAACCUCGUAGUUUAACGUUGGAUCAAUCCCGAAGUGAUAUAUGGCUAUCUUAACAAGGUCAAACCAGUGGAUAUGUUUGUUGGUUUUUUCAUUGGUUAUAUUGGUGCAUUCAAUAGGAUCAGUCGCCAGUGUUCCUACAUUUAUUUUAGAGAGUGCUAAAGAUGAAGGAGCUGUUUGUUUGGAUGGGACCCCACCAGCAUAUAAUUGGGAUGCAGGGAAAGAUGAAGGUGUACACAAUUGGGUACUUCACCUUCAAGGAGGCGGGUGGUGCUUGAAUAGUACUCUUUACGAGACACUCGAUUAUAGUGUUCAAAGUUGUAAAAGUCGCGUGUAUGGUUAUCUGGGUUCUUCAGAACACAUGCCGGCCACCGAAGACUUAAUAGGCAUGUUAAGUGGUGACCCUAAAAUAAAUGUUUUCCACAACUGGAAUCGAGUCCUCAUUCGAUAUUGUGAUGGAGGAUCAUUCGCGGGAGAUGUUGAACAACGCGAUCCUGUUACUAAACAUUACUACAGAGGUGCAAGGAUUUUUAAUGCGAUUGUGAAGGAUUUGUUGGCCAAAGGACUGAAAGAUGCUAAAAAUGUACUUCUUUCCGGCGGUUCAGCAGGAGGGUUGGGUUCAAUCAUACAUUGUGAUCGCUUUCGAGCUCUAUUUUCUAAGAAUGUUAGAGUAAAAUGUCAUGCCGAUGGUGCUCUCUUCCUCCGUGUGAAAAAUCCCGAGCAAGCAAAAUUCUUUGCUACUGUUUUUCGCAAUGUAGUUGACCUACAUAAACCUGACAAGGCAUUACCUGUUGAGUGCACUUCAAAAAUGAGUCCAUUUGAGUGCUUUUUUCCAAAAUCUUUGGUGCAAUAUGUUAAAUCUCCGAUUUACUUCCUCAAUUCUGCAUUUGAUUCAUUUCAGAUAAGAAAUACAUUUUCCGAAGAAUUGCACGAGGCCAUUAAGAAUCACACCCUUAAUAAAGAUGAUGUGCCUAUGCUUAAAGAUUUCAGGCAGCAAUUGAUAAGUGUAUUGCCCCCACCAAGUAGUGACAAAGGAUUUGUAAUUACUUCUCUCUUCGGACAUACGUUUACUCGACAGGGCUUGAAGAAACCCAUGUUCGUCGACGAUAAAUCCGAGACAUUUGAGAGCGCACUUAUGGAUUGGUUCUUCGACAAAUGUUCCGUGAAUAAGAUAGACCCAAAAGAGGUGCCAGUAUAUGUAGAACGCUAAAUUGUAGAGAAAUGCUAAAAGCUGAUGUAUUGAAUAUAUGUAUUAUGUUACUCAUCAUUUUACGGCAAUGAAUAAUCAAAAUCUUUAAUUCA
Molecule: messenger RNA, 1363 nt
Organism: Ipomoea nil (Japanese morning glory)
Lineage: Eukaryota; Viridiplantae; Streptophyta; Magnoliopsida; Solanales; Convolvulaceae
Product: pectin acetylesterase 8-like
Exons: 12
Coding region: 105-1271 (388 amino acids)
Biological process (GO): cell wall organization
Cellular component (GO): plant-type cell wall
Molecular function (GO): pectin acetylesterase activity
Source: RefSeq, a predicted model, not a curated record